GUCGCUGCACCUGUCGGGAGCCCUGCCUGACUUACUUCCGACGAAAGAGGGGCUGCUUUCGCUUUUCAAAAUGGCGCCGCCUGUGGUCCGCAUGUGAUACUACUAGGCCGGGUUUUUCAAGGCGCCAUACGUCGGAAAUUUACGACUUUGGAAAGCUUUCGGGUGCUCGUAUGAAAGUCCAAACUCUGAAGAAUACGCCAGUCCUUUCUCUUCAUCUGCAGUCACAAGAUGACAGAGAUGAACUGUGGAAACAGUGAUGCAAAGCGACAUUGCACUCGUCGGAGAAUAGGAACUCACAAUGGAACUUUCCACUGUGAUGAAGCCCUCGCUUGUUUUCUACUGCGUCAGCUGCCAGAGAACAAAGAUGCAGAAAUAAUACGAACAAGGAAUCAGGCAGUUCUAGAUAUGUGUGAUAUUGUGGUGGAUGUUGGUGGUGUCUAUGACCCCACCAAGCACAGAUAUGAUCAUCACCAAAGGUCAUUCUCACAUUCCAUGAACUCACUUUGGCCUGAUAAGCCAUGGAUGACCAAACUAAGCAGUGCUGGACUGGUGUACCUUCACUUUGGGGAGCGCAUAUUGCGAUCCAUCAAAAGCAUUGCAGACGCAGAUGACAGCAAGGUGCAAGCCAUCUUUGACAAGGUCUACGAGAACUUUAUGGAAGAGAUUGAUGCCAUUGAUAAUGGCAUUGCACAGUGUGAUGAAAAACCAAGGUAUUUGAUCACAACCAAUCUGAGUUCCAGGGUCAAGCACCUCAAUCCAGAUUGGAUGGACCUCAACCCUGAUGAAGAGGGUGGCUUCCAAAAAGCUAUGGAGCUGACUGGCUUAGAAUUUCUGGACAGAGUCAACUACUACAGCAACAGCUGGUGGCCGGCCAGGGAAUUAGUGGAAAGUGCCAUUGAUAGACGUUUUGAGGUGGAUAGUAGUGGUGAAGUGUUAGUCUUUCAGCAAGGUGGAUGCCCAUGGAAGGAGCACCUGUUUGCCCUGGAAGAAUCUAAGAAGAUUGAUAAAUCCAUCAAGUAUGUCCUGUACACAGACCAGAAUGGAAAGUGGAGGGUGCAAUGUGUCCCUGUCUCCAGUAAUUCAUUUACCAACAGACUCUCAUUAUUGGAGAAGUGGUGUGGCCUCCGCAAUGAGGAGUUGUGUGCCCUCUCUGGUAUCGCAGGAUGCAUCUUCGUCCAUGCCAAUGGUUUCAUUGGUGGAAAUGAGACGUAUGAGGGUGCCCUUCAGAUGGCCAGAAUGUCACUUGCCCAAGCCAAGUAGGAAGCAUAGUUUCAGUUGAACUUGUUUAAUACCCAUUUAGAGCUAAUUUGAAAUUUGCAUGUCUUCAGUAUAAAAAGCCUAGGAUUUUUCAGUGUCGGAAACACUCCGAGGGAAUCAGGCCAGUAUGGUGGAAAGGCAGACAUCCAAAGAACUCACUGACAGGAUGAACCUGUUUCAUUUUAUCAAUUUCACUUCUGAGAGCUACUAUAAAUUGCAAAGCAACAUUUUUAAGGAAUAACAGUUGUUGAAAUGAGUUUGAUUUUGGUAGGUAAAUGGUCCUCCCAUGAUUUAUACUGGGUUUUUGAAAUAGGGCAUUUUUUCUGUAAAUUAUUGCGCUAACAAAACUGCAUCAGAAUAACAAUGUAAUGGAACUUGAUUUUUAGGGGUCUAUUCUGGUGUCGUCUUUUUGUCGCAUGUCCCAGAUGCAGCACUGAGUACAGAUUCACGUUACCAGUAAACUCAAUUCUAAAAUAAAUGUGUAUGUAUUUAACAUUUUACCAUUUGCAGGGCUUCCACUACCCUGAAAUUGGUUUUCUAAGAAUUAAUAAAAUGCAUGUAGUGCAAACACCUGAUGUCAAUACAACAUGAUAACCAGGGUCAUAUAUUUUCAAACUGGGUCAAUGUUAAUAAAAGACAACACAAACUGUAGAAGUUAAACAUGUCAUGAUGGUUUUAAUGUCUUUGUACAUGGCACUACAUAUGAAAUUACAUAUCCCUGUGAAAGGCAAGGGGUUUUAUGCAGUUAUGUAACAUUGCAUGUGAUGCAGUUUGCCCUGUACAAUUACUGAGGGACACAGUAACCAGAAGUGGUUAAAUUACAAAAAAAAGACACCAUUCUUUUCAUUCUAUCCCUCUUUUUAUAAUCAGAGCCUUUUAAAAACAAGUAACAAUUGUGCGAAUGUCUGACAGAAUUACAGUUUACUUAAAAUUCAUUCAACUACAGCUCUUUUUCUUACUGUAUACGGGUAUAAAAUAAAAUCCUGUUACAGUAAUGGGUCAAAUUUAAAUUGAUCGUACGGAUGAACAAGAACAGGUUACCACCCAAAGUUCGAUGGAAAGUACUACCACUCAAGAGUAGUUUUGCACUCGGUUUUGCUCGUCACCCAAGUCUGUUCAGCACUUUUCUCAGCACAGCACAAUAAAGUUUGGAGUGAAUGAUACAGGAA
This is a messenger RNA of Acanthaster planci (crown-of-thorns starfish), 2426 nucleotides long. It is a transcript of the gene myg1, whose product is annotated as MYG1 exonuclease. The record is from RefSeq and is a predicted model, not a curated record. Gene Ontology annotation, cellular component: cytoplasm; nucleus. Lineage: Eukaryota; Metazoa; Echinodermata; Asteroidea; Valvatida; Acanthasteridae.